Molecule: messenger RNA, 2803 nt
Organism: Pristis pectinata (smalltooth sawfish)
Lineage: Eukaryota; Metazoa; Chordata; Chondrichthyes; Rhinopristiformes; Pristidae
Gene: pop4
Product: POP4 homolog, ribonuclease P/MRP subunit
Exons: 7
Coding region: 45-719 (224 amino acids)
Biological process (GO): tRNA 5'-leader removal; rRNA processing
Cellular component (GO): ribonuclease P complex; ribonuclease MRP complex
Molecular function (GO): ribonuclease P RNA binding
Source: RefSeq, a predicted model, not a curated record
CGGCGCCUCUACUGACGUCACUUUCAUGCGCCGGGUUGACGGUCAUGGCGACGUGCUCGGAGGUAAAGGGAAUUAUUUACAGCAAAAUUCGUGCUGAUGCAGGAGACCAGUCAUAUCUUAAGCUCCCAGAAGGCAAACAGUCUGCAAAGUUCGUCGCAUCCUUUCUCAAAUCCAGUUUACCGCAGUUAAGCCCUGAGGAAGUUAAGAAUUAUUUGUAUAAAAAUGUUACUCUUGUUGGUGUUACAAAAAAGCUCAAGAAAAAGAAGAGGAAAACAAAGUGUUUGUCUGCCAAAGAGAGGCGGGAAUUGAGGAUAUUUGAGCUCAAACCAGAACAACAAAGGUAUGAAUUGUUUCUCCCUUUGCAUGAGCUGUGGAAGCAAUACAUUCGAGAUUUAUGUAAUGGCUUGAAACCUCAAAUGUCUACCAAUAUGAUCCAGACAAAGCUGAUGAAGGCAGACUUUCAUGGAGCCAUUGUGACAGUGGUGAAGUCCAAAUGCCCCUCUUAUGUAGGGAUUACUGGAAUUGUCCUACAGGAACUGAAACAUAUAUUCAAGAUUAUCACUGUGGAAAAUAAGCUUAAAGUUAUUCCAAAGCAAAAUAACAUCUUCAGUGUGGAAAUCGAUGGCUUUGUCUCCUAUAUCUACGGCAACAUGUUUCAACUGAGAUCAAGUGAACGUUCUGUGAAGAAGUUUAAAGGGAAAGGAAGCAUAGACCUUUAAGACAAAGGCAGAGCCACUGAUGCACUUUACCAACUACAGUAUUGACACCUUGAUUCAACUUCACAGGAAACAAUGGAACCCUGCAUGUCUGGCUCAACCAGUGUGAAUAUGAAAUGACUGGGAUUUUUUAAACCUAGUAUAACAAUCUAUAAAAUUCUUACAUUUAAAUACUGAGCAAUGAAAGGAUUUGCCACAACAUUAUAUAAACAUGUUCUCAUUUGCCAUCUUUACAGACUGAGUGAAUGCAGAUUGAAAAUAUUUUUUUACUCUGGUAUCAGUAAAGUUUAUCAUAAUAUGCAGCGGCAGAAAUUAAAUUAGUUGUAUUGGCAGUUCCAAUCACUUGCAUUAUGUAUCUUUAGCAAAUAUGUCCCAGUGCACUUCACAGCAAAGAAGAAAUACAUCUCAGACCAAUAAAGGAAUCAUUAGGAGGUUGACCAUAAAUUUGGUUAGGAUUGUGUUUUAAAGAGGUUUUUAAUAUUUAAUAAGGAAAUUAAAAGAGGUGCAGAGUGAGGAUUCCCUGGAGUACUGCAAAUUUGAAGUUAAGACUGUUAAUAGGUUAAAAACACAGGGUUGGAUGGAGUUUGAAGUUGGAGAAACUGUGUUCAGGGAAGUAUCUGACCUGGGAGGAGUUUCUAAAAUGGAGAGGAUCAAGGAUGAGGAGGAAUUUAAUUACUUUAAAACCGAGGCAAUGAUCCAUGAAAACAGUGAACAUCAGGGAGGACGGGAACAAUGAGUGGGGCUGGUUUAGGUUAGAAUGUGGGCGACAACAUUUUUUUUGAUAGGUUGUAGUCCAGAGGCUGGAGGAGAAGAGGAUGCCAAGAGGAACCACAGAGCAGGUUUGAAAGUGACAACAGUAGCUGGUGGUUUCAGUAUCAGAUGGAUAAUGUUACAGAGGUGGAAGUCUUCGUGAUGGAGAUGAUAGAGAAUCCAAAGUUUACUGUGUCAAGUAGAAUAUUGAGACUGGGAAUAGUAGGGGGUUCAGCCUCAAAUGUGACAUGAGGAGAUCAUGCUUCAGGGAAAGACAGUGUCACUGCUGUUGCUGAGUACGUUGUGAGUUAUGAAUCAUUUCAGUGAUGCAAUGCUUUUGUCUGACUUCAAGGCAUGGAGAAUAACUUUCCAAAAACCAAGCUGUUUCACCUCGACUUUUUACUGCAAUUAGCAAAAUUUUACUGCAUCAUUAGCAAAAUAGGUGUUACGAUAAUAAAAGGUUCUUCUUUCGUUGCCUUUCAACAAAAUGAUUAUUUGAUGAGAACAUUUGCAUCCUCAUUGCGAAGGGAAGUUUCUGAGCUGGUUCAUUGUCAUAUUUGCCAAAGGAUUAUAAAUGCACAAGUCUGAGAGAAAUGGACAGGUCAAACCGAGCACUAAAAAUCAUAGCAGUUUAUGAAGAAAAACUUUAAAAAGAAUUGAAAUUAAGGCACUGCUGAAAUCAUUAACAGGCACCUUUGUAUUACAUGAAAUGCUGCUGAGUGAAGAUGUAAUUUCAUAGUAAGAACAUUGUGAUGUUUGAUAAUUGAUCGUAAUGUGGAUGAGUGAAAAUAUGCUGGCAGAGUAAAGAAUUGUCGACACUACACAGAACCAGUUUAUGUUUAUGGUCUGUUAAGCACUUGGAUGUUCCUGUAACAGGAUGAAGCCCAUAAGUGAUAUCCAACUGAAAGGUAAACAAGAAUACUGGAUCAAAAUGCUUUCAAAAAUGACAUCAUCAUUUGGCAUUGCACGAUGAGUUUAAAAGUAGGAUAAUUUCCACAUUUGAGCUUGCUCAUGUGAAGUCAGAAUCAGGUUUAUUAUCACUGACAUAUGUCGUGAAAUUUGUUGUUUUGCGGCAGCAGUACAGUGCAAGGCAUAUAUUCCACAUUAUGUUUUUAUAAUGUAUUGAGAAUUGUCAGGUAUGUCUUCGGCAAAUAAAUUUAACCCGUAGUCAGGCCAUUGCUUUUAAAUACCUGGUUCUGGUACCAUAAAUGAUAAGCUUUUGGCAAAUAUGAAUAAUAUGUAACUAGGAACACUGAAUGAAGAUAAGAUUAAGUAUUUUUUUUAGAAUUUGUAUUGCCUGGGGGCCUGAGGUGCACUCACAGUAAAAUGGCCAGAAU